AUGAACUCCCGAAUCAAGGAGGAUGUCAGCCGACUGUUUGAGUUCUGGUGCGAGAUUGCUCCCGGCAAGGCGGACGAAUCCGCGCCGGGUCACAUCGUGGAAAGCUUCCCGGAGUCGUUCACGGAUCCCAAGGUUACCGCCGACAUUCCUGCGUUCGCGUUCCCGUGCACCUUCGAGAGUCGGACGAUUCAGGUGCACUCGUUCGUGCUGACCAACAUCGACUCAAAAUGGCGCUUUGGGUUCUGCCGGCACGACCCAAAGUCACCGACGGCGAUGGUGAUUAUUACGUACCUUCCGUGGCACGACACGUUCAUGCGCUUCCUCAACGUGCUGGCCGACAUCCGGAAGAACCGACCGAACGAGUUCGCGUCCUUUCUCGCCGAAUCGUACGGCAAAGGCGUACCGGAACCGGGCGCUUGCCUGAAGCUGCACUACGAUCGAGCCUCCCAAACGUUCCUGUUCCAAAGACCGCAGCAGUUCCAGCUGCCCAGUAUUCCGGAGAACCAUAAUCUCAAUCAGUACUACAACUUUGUGGAGCCGAAAUUUAUGAUAGGCAUAUUCGCCGCAAUGCUGGCAGAGCGGCGCAUCAUCUUCGUUUCCCGGAGACUGGACAUCCUGUCGUCGUGUGUGCAAGCGGCCAACGCGUUCCUGUACCCGAUGGUGUGGCAGCACAUCUUCAUCCCGGUGCUGCCGAUGCAGAUGAAGGACAUUCUGGCCGCCCCGAUGCCGUUUCUGAUUGGCGUACCGGAGGCGGUGUACGAGACGUUGCGCCGGGAGGAGAUCGGUGACGUCGUCAUACUGAACUGUGAUAAACGAACGCUGGAAACGCCGUUCGACGAUGUAAAAAGUAUGCCCCAGGAGCUGGUCAGCUCGCUCAAGAAGCAGCUCGCCAACCAGGCCGAUCAUCGGGGCGAUCGGGUUUCAAAGAUAUUUCUAGGUAUUCUAGUGCAAUUAAUUGGUGGGUAUCGGGACGCGGUGAAAUUCAACGACAAAAUCACCUUCGAUCCGGAGACGUUCAUCGAGUCCCGGCCGUCCCAUUUGCGGCCGUUUCUGGACAAAAUGUUGGAUCUGCAGAUCUUCCAGCAGUUUAUCGAGGAACGCCUUGACAUGCUGAACACGGGGCAGGGAUUCUCGGACGAGUUCGAGGUGGAAUACUUCCGGUAUGCGGAGAAAUCGGGCCGCAAGACGAAACAGUACAAGGAUCUGCUGAAAAACUUCAAGGAUAAGACUAAUCCGGCUGUUCGUUCGGCGGUCAAAUCGGUCAAAGAAGGUGGCAAAGGUGUCAAGACGGCGUACAAAGGCUUACGGUCUAAAUUUCGCGAAACGACACCACCCAAAGCGAAGCUCGAUAGCAGCAGUAGUUUGCAUCUGCACCACCAGUACGACGUCGGAGGCCAUCACCAGUCGGCACCGAACUCGCCCGUCUUUAAUAAGCGCCCGCAAACGAUCGCACUCCCAGACGACGUGUACCAUACGCACAAUCCGCAUCAAAUGCUCACCCCGUCGUCAACCUCACUGCACAACUCGCCACAUAUCCUGCUGGGCAGUCACCAUCACCAUCUCCACCAGGUGUUGCCACAAAGCAAUGGCGGUGUCGGUAGCGCCGGUAACAGCAGCAGUGCCGGUUACCACAGCGCCUCGGCCGCGAUGACACGCAGUGGAAGCAGUGCUGCCGGCAGCACGAGCCACAUGAACAACAAUAAUAACAACAACCACAGCUAUGCGAACAGUGGCAGCAACUUUAACAACCACAGUAGCAGCAACAACAACUGCAACAGCGCCACGAUGACCAGCAGCAGUGCGAGUGACAUUCGCAGCCCGACACUUAGCCCGACCAGCUCAAACUCGUCGUCGGAGAUGAACCUGUGGCAGGAGAUGCAACACCACCUAACGUUGUUCAAAUCGCCCGCCGUUAACCGGAAUCUCAAACCAUCGAAUGGCGGUUCCGAUCAGAGCGGCAGUCGGCCAUCAUCCCGAGCCGGAGCACCCGUAAGCCCACCGGGUUCCUCGGGUGGCGCUACGUUGCCCAGGAUACAGGAAUCGGUGCAGGUGGCAGGCUCACAGCCACUCCUGCGGUUGGAUUUCGGUGACACGGGCAGGACACCACCAGCGAGACCUCCGGCACCGGUCAAACAGCUGCCGGGUAACAGUAGCUGCAACAAUAAUGGCCACGACGAUGACGAUGAUCAGUCGAACUUUGACCUCUCGCCGGACGCACCCUGUCCACCGAUCCCGCCAAGGCGCUUCCAAUCGGCCGCCGACGCCCUGGCCGCCAUCCAGAUCUCUCCCCCGCCCAUGUCACCUCCGUCGUCUUCCUCGUCCAGCUCGUCGCCCUAUCGCACCUACAACAACUUCAUACCUUCCUCCAAACCCAAGCUGCCGGUGGCCGCAGCCGCCACCAUCGCUUCCCAUGGUCCGUCCACGAUCGACCAAUCGCCCCCCUUACCCUCUCCUCCCCCGCCGCCCCCGCUGAAAGCGCAUCCUGCCGGAAAGCACAACGACAUCCUCCGUUUCGACGACGAGGAGGAGGACGAACAGCUGAUAACGCUUACGACAACGACGUCGUCGACAACACCGGUGGCUGGGAUGGCGGUGACGACCACAACCACCAGCAUGUCCAUGACGUUCGGUCAGCCAGUACCUCGCAGACAGGAUCAAGCGCCCACCACGCUGCUGGCCAAUGCGAUUGACAUGCAGACGCCACUGGUGCCGUCUCAAUCCGGCCGAACGCCACCGCUGCAGCACGCCUAUACCUUGCCACAUCCACCGAAGGCGCAAGCGCCACAGCCACCGCAACGGCCACCGCUUGCCCCGAAGCCCACCUUCCGCAAAGAGUCCCAAAACGGUGGUGACACGCCGGAUUUGGUAACGUCCGCGGGUGACACAACCGGCCCGCCGGUGAAGGACGAUUCCCUAGACCUGAUCACGCUCGAGACGACGAACUCCAGCUUCGAGCUGGAGGACUUCGAUCCGCUCAAUGAACGGGCCAGACCGUUCGGUACGCCGCAUGCCACUCCCACCACCAGCUCAGCACUAACACCCUCCGGCCACCCGCCGGGCAUGGCUAAUGCACCCGGCGUAACGAUGCCGACGGCAUCCUUUCCCUCAACCAGUAGCCUGGGUGUUAAUAAUCCGGUCUAUCCUUACUUCACGCCGCUUUACCAACAAAACGCCGUAUCCGUGCACGCGCCCCAUCAACUUCAUCAACAUCUUCCCACGCAACAACGGGUCGCGGGAAUGGUAGGAGGCACCAGCAGCGCGGGUGGACCCACUGCUGCCGGUUCCACUGGCCGAGAGAGCAACGUUUCGGAUGAUUUCGAGCUGCUGCGAAACUACGGUCUAGACAAGUUCGCACUGCUGGAAAGCGGUAGCACGAAGCCUGCACUGCUGCACAGGAACGGUGGCACAAGCACAAGCACGAAAAGUGUGCUACCUCACAUCGCACUAAAUGUAGGUGGUGGAACCGAGUGCAAUGGGCAGGCAAAACCGGCAUUCAGCAACUGGACCACAUUCGAUUGAUUGCUUUCGCUGUUGGGCGCACUGGCGCACGGUGGUGGCAUCCUGCCACCGAUGUUAUACGGCCGAGAGAGUAGUUUAGGGCAUCUCCCAUUCGGCAUAGCUUUUCAUUUGCAGCAAAUCGCAGCAAAAUCGCAGAAAUUUAGAUAGUGAAGCCAUUGAACUCGUGUAUACUUUUUCUAGGAACAACCAUGACCAGCGUGCGAGCCGAGUGGAAAGCAGGAUAAUAAAAACAAACCCAACAUGUUCGUUUGAGUCAUCGCUUAGGCCAUAUUAACGUUAUACCAGUUAUCAUACAGCGAACUAGAGCCAAUAUUGCGUUUGUUUUUGCGUUUAUUUUUGUAACCAGUUUACUUUUUCUGUUUGCGUAACUUUCUCUUCUUCCUGUGCGUUUAAUUGUUGCUAAACCUAACCUUCCGUAGGUUUACCGUAGCUAGCGGUGUAUGUUUAUCAUCAAUAUCAAUAUCGUAUAACGAUGCAAUAAAUGAGCGUAUUAGUAAUGGCAUGAAUCACGAAAGUAGUUCUAGCAAAAGCGCAAAGAGAACAGCCAUCACGAUGGGGCUAGCAUAUUAUCAAAAGAAAAUGAAAAGUCGACAACCGACAGAUGCAAAACCUCACUUGAUUAUCAAACAUAGUAAAGCACAAAUGGGGGCGAAUUGUAAAGUGUGUAGGUGGAACAACCAAACGAAUGAACAAAUAGACAAGCAACAAGAUAUAUGGGGACAACCACAUGAUGGUGCAAUUGCACCGAAAGAUGUACAG
Messenger RNA from Anopheles nili, 4278 nucleotides. RefSeq lists its product as uncharacterized. Gene Ontology annotation, biological process: endocytosis; endocytic recycling. The record is from RefSeq and is a predicted model, not a curated record. Gene Ontology annotation, molecular function: guanyl-nucleotide exchange factor activity; phosphatidylinositol phosphate binding. NCBI's taxonomy places the organism in Eukaryota, Metazoa, Arthropoda, Insecta, Diptera, Culicidae. The coding region runs from base 1 to 3519 and encodes 1172 amino acids. Gene Ontology annotation, cellular component: intracellular membrane-bounded organelle; cytosol. The transcript has 10 exons.